Schistocerca gregaria is the source of this 1519-nucleotide messenger RNA. RefSeq names its product very-long-chain (3R)-3-hydroxyacyl-CoA dehydratase 2 (gene Hacd1). Gene Ontology annotation, biological process: very long-chain fatty acid biosynthetic process; sphingolipid biosynthetic process; fatty acid elongation. The transcript is spliced from 5 exons. Lineage: Eukaryota; Metazoa; Arthropoda; Insecta; Orthoptera; Acrididae. Gene Ontology annotation, cellular component: endoplasmic reticulum membrane. Bases 673 to 1371 code for a protein of 232 amino acids. The record is from RefSeq and is a predicted model, not a curated record. Gene Ontology annotation, molecular function: 3-hydroxyacyl-CoA dehydratase activity.
ACCUAGUUCAUUGCAUUAUCUUGGUUCGAAAUGCCGGUGUGCAUUUUGCCAACAUUACUCGCAAAAUUAACAGAUAUUUGCUGAUAAUUUAAUAUAGAGAAAAACAUGUUAUCUCUAUAUCGGAUUCGGUUGUACUUGUUUGAUAAGUGUCAGCCUGAGGAAAAUAAACAAUCAUUCACACUGUCGUAAAUGUACAAUUCUGUUGACAUUUCCUGUAGAUACUGUUUUGGUUUCCGUUGUAAUAAUGGCUUUAAAGCAUAGCAUUUUUAUGGGUUUCAUUCUGACACUUUCAAUCUCGCAAUAGAUGUAGGGCUAAUUUAUGCAGAGAAUUUUCAUCGUGCGCAAAGCCGCUUGCAUCGUACAAUAUUUGUUUAUGACGCCCAGACUUACGGAGUCUAUAAAAGGCGACUGGAUUUGAAUUCGUACAUUGCUGUGUGUUACAGUUAUAAUAGAAAACCGCUUUAAAGAAUAAAUACCAGUUAGCACUCAUUACCCUGUACCUGUUUAUUGUUUGUGUUGGGUCUAGUAUUUCGAUGGUUGAAUAUACAGUUUUGUGUUGGCAGCAUAUUACAAUAUUGCCAGUCAGCUUUUAAACAAGUUUCCCACUUGGGUUCUUGCAUACCUGUUUGUUGACUGAGCAGCAAGUGGGUGGUAUUUGAAUAUCUCAGCGAAAUGGCCAAGAAAUCACAAACGAACGUGCGUAAAGGGCCCGGAACUCUAGGCACAGCGUAUCUUUUCGCAUAUAACGUUGUCCAGUUCUUGGGAUGGUCGUAUAUUCUCUUCCUUACUAUAAGACAUCAUUUGCAGCCCUCGAAAAGUGUUAUAUUGUGGGAAGUUGUUAAACUUCCUAUAUGCAUCUUCCAGAAUGCAGCUGCCCUAGAGAUACUUCAUGCAGCCUUGAAGCUUGUACCAUCCAGUGUAGUGGUAACAACAUUCCAAGUCUUUUCACGAGUAUUUGCAGUUUGUGGUGUUCUUCUUGCAACUCCUACAGCACCACUUAGUAUUGGUGUAUCCCUUGCUAUGUUGGCUUGGUCUAUAUCAGAAAUAACUCGUUACCUAUAUUAUGCACUCAACAUUGCGGGAUUUGUGCCAUACGCUUUGAUAUGGUGCAGGUAUACUUUUUUCAUGGUUUUAUAUCCAAUUGGUAUAACAGGAGAACUGCUGUGCAUGUAUGCUGCCCAAACAUACAUUUCAAAGACCAACAUGUGGAGUAUCAGUUUACCAAAUCCAUUUAAUUUCACAUUUAGUUACAGCUAUUUUGUCAUUAUUAUCAUGCUGCUUUACAUACCAAUAUUCCCAAAAUUGUUCCUGCAUAUGGUUUCUCAAAGAAGGAAGUUUUUAGGAAGUCCUUCCACCAAGAAGGAAAAAUAAAUAAAGGGAGAGAAAAGGGUGUUUGAAUAAGACAAUAAUUUGUUGAAGGCAAAGGAAUAUAUAUAUAUGUAUGUGUGAUUUUUAAGAGAAUCUUGUUUUAUACAUAUUUUAUAUUGAUGUUCUAAAAAUAAAAACUUUUGUAAAACUA